GGGGAGAGCUGUGGCGGGGCAAUCACUCGGUUAGGCAAGCGGCGCAGACGGCCAGGUCAAGGCGCCAGAAGGUUCCCCUUGCCUUCUCUAAGCGCGCCCUGGGCGCCUCAACCCAACCCAACCCAACCCAGCCCAACCCUUCCCUUCCUUCCUUCCUUCCUUCCUUCCCUGCCUGCCUCUACUGCGCGGAUCGAAGCUCCGGAUGCCGUUCCCCGGCGGCUUAUGGUGGCUGCUGUGCUGCAGGCAAGGCUUCACCUUGCUGCGACGCGACUAUUGUGAGGCAAGCAAGGGGGUGGCCGGUGAAGAAGAAGAAGAAUCCUUUGAAUUACGCAGUCAAGGCGAUGAGGACUCUACCUUACAGGUGAACCUCACUCAACCCAGUCGUGCUAGCAGUUGCUCCGAAAGGUCUUUGCCAGUGACCGAAGAGACACACAGGCUUAUUACAGAGAAGACGUGUGGAAGGAUGCAACAUGAACCUGAUGCUAUUGUGAAAGGUGGGAACUUAGACUCAGGUUGGCUGCAGCGAGAGGUCCGAGGAGGUAUUAGAACGCCCUGGCUGCGUCCUCGCAAAUACUGGUUUGUGUUGACAGAGGAGUCCCUAGACUACUACAGUGGGUGUGAGGUGAGCGCCCAGCGUCUUGGGUCCCUUGUUCUCACCAGCCUCUGCUCUGUGCUAUGGCCCGACAAGCAAACCUAUAAGGAAACAGGCUACUGGGCAGUGACGGUUUUUGGCAGAAAGCACUGCUACCGGCUCUAUACGGAACACUUAAAUGAAGCUGUGCACUGGGUUUGUGCUUUGCAGAAGGUUAUCAUCAGCAAGGCCCCUGUGCAGACUCCCACUCAGCUUCUCAUGCGUGACAUUGAGGAGAACCGCAACAGCCCAGAAAUCUUGGAUCAAAUUUAUCACAAUAAUCCCAUCCUAUGUUACACAGCUGGCCCAAUCUAUGCCCCUCUCCUGCCCUUCCCUUAUGCAGCUUCAGGUGGCCAAGGUUAUUCAGGGCUUCGUGAUGAAGCUGUCAAACUGUUCCAUUCACUACAGCAGCUUGAAGAAGUGCGAGAUCCAACCCUCCUCAUGCAGGGGGUCCUGCAAACCUGCCAUGACCUUCCAGCCCUGGUGGAUGAAAUAUUCUGCCAACUGGUGAAACAGACAACAGAGCCACCUAUUCCAGGGGCACCCACAGAUUUGCGCUACUGGCAGCUGCUUGUGUGCAUGAGCUACACAUUUAUACCUUCUGUACCUAUACUCUGCUACUUGCAUCUGCAUUUGCAGCGGAUGGAGAAACAGUUCCCAAGAUCACCAGUGACCCACUAUGGACAUUUAAUCACACAAGCCCUGCGCGAAAGCAAAGGACGGGAGUGUGUGCCCUCCUUGGAUGAGAUUGCAGCACUGAUAGGAAGCCAGGAAAUAACACAUUCCACCCAUUGUCCUGGUACUACCACCUGCUAUGUGGCCGUCACAUCUAACACUACAGUCCAGGAGCAUGUUUGACACCAUGACCUUUGGAGCACUAAGUACCUUCCUGCUGGACAUGGCCAGGCCUCCUGUGAUCCCCACUGUCACCUCAUCCCAGGUGACCCAAGACCUGAUGUUGCAUUUGGGUAUGACCUGCAGCCCCAACUCAUUUGUCUUCCACAUGGAGAGCUGGCAGCAUAAGCACCCCUGUUCAAAGAAUGUACUAGAUAGUUUUACCAGGGCCUUUUUUAUUGGGGCAUUGUCUGUUGGACUGUGGAUCAGCUCUUCUUUGGCCAAGCAACAAGUAGAGAAGCAAGAACAUCUACACAGUAGUAUCCUGAAGGCAGCCACUUCUGUGAUAUGGGCCAUCAUGAACAAACGGAAGAAAUAGAGUAUGGGACAGCUGAAGGUCACAGAAGCCUCCCUGGACCAGGUUGGAAAGUGAUUAGCUUUGGCUCUGCCCUUUCCGGUGUAUCAUCAGAUGAAGAGAAUUCUGCAGCAUCAACAGACAAGCAUGUUCAGCAUCAAGAACUUCCAGUAAUCACACGAACAGGGAUGCAUUCCCCCAAAAUGCCAGUGAUGGAAUUCUGAUUGAGUUGACUCCUGUGUCCUGGCAGGAGUCUUGUGGUUUUGGAUCAGCAUAUAUUCUGGUCACUGAAAGGAAUAGUGAUAUUUUUUGCUCCUAAGGAGCUGAUAAACUAUGUCUUCUGUACAGAGGGAUUUGCUACUCCCACGCCUAAUCUGAUUAAAUACUUUUAUACAAA
Molecule: messenger RNA, 2217 nt
Organism: Candoia aspera
Lineage: Eukaryota; Metazoa; Chordata; Lepidosauria; Squamata; Candoiidae
Gene: PLEKHH3
Product: pleckstrin homology, MyTH4 and FERM domain containing H3
Exons: 11
Coding region: 203-1489 (428 amino acids)
Cellular component (GO): cytoskeleton
Source: RefSeq, a predicted model, not a curated record